Molecule: messenger RNA, 1592 nt
Organism: Oenanthe melanoleuca
Lineage: Eukaryota; Metazoa; Chordata; Aves; Passeriformes; Muscicapidae
Product: parathyroid hormone 4-like
Exons: 2
Coding region: 276-689 (137 amino acids)
Biological process (GO): regulation of chondrocyte differentiation; osteoblast development; bone mineralization
Cellular component (GO): extracellular region
Molecular function (GO): peptide hormone receptor binding; hormone activity
Source: RefSeq, a predicted model, not a curated record
ACAGGCAACAGUGGGAAAGGAGAUUUAGGAGUCUAAGCAGGGAAAUGUAGAAAUAUUCUGUGAAUCCUAUCCAUCUUUUCUUGGUGUGUAUCACAAAUCCACAGAUCUGGGAUGAUGUGGGAGGUCCUGGGAUGUUUUACCACAGCACAGUGCUCCACUCUACCCCUGCUUAAAGGCUGAAAUUCAUUUUGUCAGGUGAAAGCAAGAACAGAGGAAAAGAUUUCUGAUCACACCGUCAGCUUCUGGUCCUGUGGAGCUGAUUUAAAGAAGAGAAAAUGCUCCUGCUCCAGAGAUCUCAGCAGACAGUUACAUUUUUGGCAAUUCUUUUUUUUGCCUGUUUUGCAAUGCGCCAAGACCUUGAAAACAGGAGGGCAGUGACUGAGCACCAGCUCCUGCACGACAAGGGGAGGGCGGUGCAGGGGCUGAAGCGGCUGCUGUGGCUGCAGCAGGCCCUGGGGGCCGUGCACACGGCCAGCAGCAGGGAGGUGCCACUCCCCAGCGCCAGCUGGGAUGUGCAGGAGAGCCAAGAUCCCUCAGAUUCCAACAGCAGCGACGGAGAUGAGGCUUCAAACCUGCUGAAGCAGCUGCUGGAACCAAUGGAAGCUCAGGGCUUCCUCCUGCUAAAGCAGCUGGAUGGGAAGAUCCCAAAGGGUAACUGGAACCCCCAGCACCUUUUCAACCCCCUUUGACUAUUCAGUGCCUGUCCCUUGCUUUACACGGGCACUGCUGGAGGGAGCAGCUCCAGCACGAAGGUGAACAGCAAAAUGAAACCCCUUUCCUGCAUUCAGUCCUCACAGUGCUCACAGCCCCUCACCCACAGCAGCUCCUCUGCCACCUGGGAGCUCUGAUGGGAGAUGGGUCCCCUCUCCUCCCUGUGUGUCUCAGGGAUGCUGCAGCUGGAGCUCCUGGAGGGAGUUUGGGUCAUUAAUCUGUCCAUUCACAGGCUCAUUCACAGCCUGAUGUUUUGACUCUCCAAGAACUCUCCCUCUGAGGUUCUCUUCCAUUCACACCUGCCUGCAGUAAUUUCACACUCUGCUCUAGGAACCACUUUUCUUAUACUGUAGUUACAAAGGGUUUUUCCUGCUCCUUCAGCAUGCAGGCCGUUCUGAGCAUCUUGGACCCUUAGGUUUUCCAGGUUUUGCCAGGUAGAAGUUAGCAGUGAUCCCCAUUCAGCCAAAGCCCCAGACACCCACCUUGUUCUGCUGUGAAAGAGAUGAGAAUGAGCUUUCAGGGUCCCUCUCUGAGCCUUUUGUUCCACACUUCCUUUUCUUUCCUCAAGAGAAAUCUUCUCCAAGAGCUCCCACAGCAGCAGGAGAAGAGAUUCAUGAGGCCACCUGUGUUUCCUGAGAGGUACCACUGGAUUUUGCUGUUCAUCUUUGAUAACAAACCGACCAUCUUUGUCUAAGCAAAGCAAUGUCCAGUUUAACUGUAAAGUCAGUCUUUCAGAAAUUAAACCUGUCAUGUGUUUUACAAAUAUAUCAGUGUUUCCAUUGUGUAGGGACUCUAUACACUAUUUAAAAUCUUGAAAUUCCUGUUGCUGAUAGACUUCAACAGUGCUGAACACAGUUCUCAGUGAUUAAAAUGUUAUCAAU